AUGAAGUUUAACAUUACUACCGUAACUUUGGUUCUCCUCGCUGCCAGCACUUUGGCUGUUCCAACUCCAAGUGAAGGCAAUACCAAGGACUUAGAUUUGGCUCUUGAAACGCGUUCUUCUGGUAAAUACUACAAAGAAGGAAAAGCAAAAGAAGGCAACUCCAAAGCGAAGAAGGUUACUAAGAAACAGAAAUUAAAUGAAAAGACCGACCAAAAUGUAGAAAAGAAUGCUAAACACGUAGACUCGAAAGAGAACCAAGCUGAAAAGCACGAAAAACAAGGUGUAAAGAAUAAGUCUCAAGGUGAAUUGAAAGUGAAUCACGACAAAACGAAACAACAACAUGAUGAAAAGAAUUUGAGCCACAAAAAUGAGAAAUUGCAAAAAGCUGAAAAUAAUAAGCAACACGGAUCAAAGAAACAGGAAGAGGGAGAAAUUAUUAAUAAAAAUGGAAAAAAGAAAUUCAAAACAAAUGAAGAAAUUUAUGGCUCUGAUAAUGAGAAACACUUAAAUAAGAAUUUGAAACAAGAUACAUACAACGAGGAACAUGACAAAAAGAACAAGAAGAAUAACAACACGCAAGCUAAAUUCUCACAUCAAAAUGAGAAAUCGCAUGAAGAGAAUGCGAAAGAUGCUAAUAAGAAAGUGAAGAGCGAUGAUAAGAAAGUGAAGGCUGGUGUAAAGAAAGAUAAAAACGUAGAAAAGAAAGAGAAAGUUCAAGAAAAGCAAAAGAAACAACAAGAGGUGAAAGGAAAAAAGGUUCAAUAUUAA
Dentiscutata heterogama is the source of this 768-nucleotide messenger RNA. Lineage: Eukaryota; Fungi; Glomeromycota; Glomeromycetes; Diversisporales; Gigasporaceae. The record is from the annotation of a GenBank genome assembly.